UCUUGGGUGGUGGGCUCAAACCCAGGCAGCCCUUUCAUUCUAACUUUGCAAAGAGGGGGUGGGUGGGCUUACGAUUUGGAAGGGAGGCAUCCUGGAGGAGGUAGAAUUCAGGCAUCCUUUCCAAAGAUGCUCCUUAAGCACUGGGAGUUUCUGCGUUCACACAUAUCUGGACUGGAUUAGGGGGAUUGGGACGAGGGAGAGUUCUGGCAGUCCCUGUAACAGGUAGUCCUCGACUUAUAACGGCGACUGACGGUACGGCAAGCACUAUUUUCCAAAAGUACCUUUGAAGGCCGGACAAGGGAUGGAAACCGAUCCAGGAGAGAUCAGUUUGUUGAUGUUGUGUUUGUGUGUCUAUAUUUUUCUCGGCUGUACACCGCCUUGAGUCCUACGGGAGAAAGGCGGUAUGGAAAUAUAAUAAAUAAAUAAAUAAAUAAAUAAAUAAAUAAAUAAAUAAAUAAAUAAAUAAAUAAAUAAAUAAAUAAACCUGGAAAUAAGGAGAAAUUUUCUGGCACAGUGAGAAUAACCCAACCAUGGAACCAGAAAUUGCCUUCAUCCCUGGAAGCUUUUCAAGAAGAGAUUGGACUGGCAUCGGUCAGAAAUGGGGUGGGGUCUCCUUGCUCGGGCGAGGGGUUGGACUAGAUGACCUCCAAGGUCCCUUCCGUGAUUCUUAUAUUCAAUGGGACAGAAGUUGCCUUCGGAAGUUGUGGGAGCUUCAUCCCUGGAGGCUUUUCAAGAAGAGACUGGGCUGCCAUCGGUCAGAAAUGGGGUAGGGUCUCCUUGCUCAGGUGGGGGAGGGGUUAUUUAUUUAUUUAUUUAUUUAUUAGUCAUAUUUCUAUGCCGCCCGCUCUCGGGUGAAGGGUUGGACUAGAUGACCUCCAAGGUCCCUUCCACUAUUCUGUUAUUCUAUGGCUCUUAACUUGCAAAGAGGGGGUGGGGGGGUGGUCUUAAGAUUUAGAGGGGAGGUAUCCUGGAGCUGGAUGUUUCUGCAUUCACACACAUAUCUGGGCUGGAUAGAGGAUGCAUUGGGGUCGUGUUUUCACCAGGUUGUGAGAAGGGGGGGGGGCGCUGUUGUUCGGGUUAGCUCCGGGAUUCGGGGGGUGCUCAUUUUAGCAAGUGUGAGGGUCUCUCUUUGGGGAGGGGGUGUGUGACAGCCUCCACUUUUUUUCUUUUUUUAAAAAUUUGAUUUAUAUGCCGCCCUUCUCCGGAGACUCAGGGCGACUUACAAUGCGCUAAGCAAUAGCCUUCAUCCUUUUGUAUAUUUAUACAAAGUCAGCUUAUUGCCCCCACAAUCCGGGUCCUCAUUUUACCCACCUCAGAAAGGAUGGAAGGCUGAGUCAACCUUGAGCCUGGCGAGAUUCGAACUCGCAGUAAUUGCGGGCAGCUGGUCUUAAUAACAGGGUGCUUUAGACCACUGUACUACCAAGGCUCUUUUCACUCUUUUGCACGGAUUUGUGGCAAAGGGAGCCGAGUCCCAUCCUAAGAGAAUAAUAAUAAUAAUAAUAAUAAUAAUAAUAAUAAUAAUAAUAAUUAAUAAUAAUUUUAUUUCUAUACCGCCCUUCUCCCGAAGGACUCAGGGCGGUGUACAGCCAAUUUAAAAACACAAGACGCAACAAUGAUUAAAAAUUAAAAUCAUUAAAUAGAUUUAGAGAAGGAGUUUAACAGCGUGACUCCUGUGAAGUCCCACAAUUGCGUUUUAUUUUUGGCAUUAUUUAUAUUUUGCCUUCCCUUCCUGGAACAAAAGGAUGGAGGCUUAACGUUUCCUCCUCUGUUUUUUUCCCCCACAUCACUACUUGUAACAACAACAACAACAACCCUGUGAGUUAGGCCGGGCAGAGAAAGGGGGGAGGAACUUAAGAGGACAUUUAGACCAGCCCUGUUAUUCUAUAUUCCCAUGGAGCAGAAGUUGCCUUCAGAAGUUGCGGGGAGCUUCAUCCCUGGAAGCUUUCAAAGAAGAGACCGGACCGCCAUCGGUCAACAAUGGUGUCGUGUCUCACUGCUUGGGCAGUGGUGGGGUCAGGCUAAAUGACCUCCAAGGUGCCUUCCCGACUCUUGUUAACCUGUUUUAUGUUCUCUCCUCUUCCCCUUCCACUUGAGCCUCAUGUUCCGGUCUCGGAGAGCCAGCUUGGUGCAACGGCUUUGGAGAUUGCGCUGCCUGACACCCGGCCUGGAGGACAACCACGGGGUUCUGAAACCCUUGGCCCACGCGCUCUUCAAGAAGCUGAAGGACAAGGAACUGGAGCUCUUGCUGCAGGCGGUGGAGAGCCAGGGGGCCGGAGAAUCGGGCUGCGUUUGGGUCGAACCCCGCGGGGUCAAACCAGGCCCGUCGGCUUCGCUCCUGCUUUGCCGUCUCUACCGGUGGCCGGACCUCCGCCAGCCCCACGAGCUGAAGCGCUUGUGCUUCUGCAAGAACGCAGGAGGCGAGGGGGCUGCUGUCCAUUGCUGCAACCCGCAUCACCUUAGCCGUCUCGCUCUCCCCGACACCCCACCACCGCCGUAUUGCAAACUCUCGCCUUUUUCUGCACCUCUGAAGGGCACCAACGUUUUAGAAAACUACCGCAAAGGAUGGCAAGAUACCACCCUCUCCCGCUGUUCCCUGAGAGACGGCUACUGGUGCAAACUGGCUUACUGGGAGUAUCGCCUCCGGGUGGGGAGGCUCUACCCGGUCCACGAAGAUUACGUCUGCGUUUUCUCCAACCUCCCCAACGGCAACGGGCUCUGCCUGGGCCAGCUGGCAUCCCGAAACCGCAGCCAAGCCGUCCGGCGAACCCAGGCUAAAAUCGGACGCGGUUUGCUGCUCAGCCAAGAAGCUAACGGGGUUUGGGCGUACAACCGAAGCGAGCACCCCCUCUUCGUCUGUUCCCCUACUCUGGGGCCCGUGGGGAGCUCCGCCCCUCCGGUUCACAAAAUCCAACCCGGUUACUCCAUCAAGGUCUUCGAUUACGAGCGGGCCAUGUACCUAACGAGCAGGCGUCCGGGUGCUGGCGAAGGGCCCCACGAUGGGCACACAAUCCGCAUCAGUUUCGGGAAAGGUUGGGGUGCUUCGUACACUCGACGGUUCAUUACCGCUUGCCCGUGUUGGCUGGAAGUGCUGUUGAACGCCCCGAGAUGAAGCCAUUUUUUUGGGGUGGGGGGACACAACAACCCAACGCAGGGGGUUGUGGGAACACACCGCGCCCCCUCAACGUAGAUUAUUCGGAGAGUCAAGAAACUCAACUUCCUUUGCCGGAGAGGUCUUAAAGCUUUGAGGAGCUCCUCGCUCGCCCUCCGCUUUCUUCCCUAGUAUCUAUUGCUUUUGUGACCUAAAUGCAGAUAGUCCUCGAUUUACGACCAGAAGGUCCGCCGGCUAAGCAAGGCGGUUGCUCUGUGAGAUGCACCCAAUUUUUUUUAAAAAAAAAAUCGUUAGCCAAAUCAUUAAUUGCCAUCGUUUAGGGAGUCCCGCAAUUGUUAAAGCGAAUCUGGCUUCCUCCCGUUUUUUUCUUCGUUUGGCGGGAAACAGCGGGGGACGGUGGUUAAAGAAAUCACCGCCGUUGUUAAGUGGGUCACAGGGUCGUUAUGCAAAUCCGGCUUUCCCCCCUUCCCUCCCUCCUUGGCUUUGCUUGUUGGAAGCCAGCUGAGAAAGUCGCAAGUGCUGAUCAUUGGCCUCUGAGAUGCUACGACCGUCGUAAAUACAACCCGGUUGUCAAGCACCUCAAUUUUGACCCUGGGGGGGGCAAUACUGGGUUGGUCAUAAGUGCAAGGACAUUAAGUGCCUUUUUAAAGGGCCGUUGUAACUUCGAACGGUCGCUAAAUGAAGCAUCGUAAGUCGAGGACUGCCUGUACCCUCGGGAAAACAGCCUCAAGCAGGCAAAACACUUACAAAGCAGGGGAACCCCCACAUUUUAUAUAUUUUUUAUGGGGUAGCGAGAAUUCUCUGCAAAAUUGUAACGCGAGGACGAAGCAGAGCACACGAAUCUCUCCGAUAACAAUUUUGCAAAUUUUUCCACCCCUUUCCUCCGAAAAACAGUGAGUCCUCACCUUACGAUCCCCAACGGAGCCCAUGUUGUUAAGCGUGACAUCUGCUAAGCGAGCUUUAGCCCCCUCCUUCCUUGCCGCACUUUUGUUCCAGUGAAUCCCGGCGGUUGUUAAAAGUUAGCUGCACGUCGUUAAGCAAAUCCGUCUUCCCCUUUGACCUGGCUCGUCGGCAGGUCGCAAAAGGGGAUUGCGUGACCUCUGGGACGCUGUGGCCAUCGUAAAUAUGAGCCAGUGGCCAAGUCAGUCUGAAUUGUGAUCACGUGGGAUCCAGUGUGAAAAAGCUAAAUCCCCCCUUUUUUUUCAGCGCCGUCGUAACUUUGAACGGUCACUCUAAAUGAACGGUCGCAAGUUCAAGGACUGCCUGUAUGCGGUCCUAGCACAGUAGCUGACUUGAUAUAGAAUCGCCCCAUCUUCUUCCUUCUGGAGCCGAACGUUGGAAAACGAGAAGAAAAAGUCAAGUUUUUUGGGGUGGGGGGAUGACGAAAGAGGAGAACGAUUGGAAAGACGGCGGGAAAUCGAUUCGUUACCAGGUGGUUGAAACAUUAAAAUGUUCAGUUUUGUGGCUGAAGAAAUCGUAAGUUGCUUUGUGGUUUGAGAAGUUUCGGAAUUUGU
Messenger RNA from Pantherophis guttatus, 4623 nucleotides. Its product is annotated as SMAD family member 6-like. Gene Ontology annotation, biological process: SMAD protein signal transduction; regulation of transcription by RNA polymerase II; anatomical structure morphogenesis. Gene Ontology annotation, molecular function: I-SMAD binding; transcription regulator inhibitor activity. NCBI's taxonomy places the organism in Eukaryota, Metazoa, Chordata, Lepidosauria, Squamata, Colubridae. Gene Ontology annotation, cellular component: heteromeric SMAD protein complex. The record is from RefSeq and is a predicted model, not a curated record.